Phragmites australis (common reed) is the source of this 2304-nucleotide messenger RNA. RefSeq names its product pentatricopeptide repeat-containing protein At2g15690, mitochondrial-like. The coding region runs from base 462 to 947 and encodes 161 amino acids. Gene Ontology annotation, biological process: RNA modification. The transcript is spliced from 5 exons. Gene Ontology annotation, molecular function: RNA binding; protein binding. The record is from RefSeq and is a predicted model, not a curated record. NCBI's taxonomy places the organism in Eukaryota, Viridiplantae, Streptophyta, Magnoliopsida, Poales, Poaceae.
ACAGGCUUCCGGAGGCUUCGACAAACUUCUCCGCUCGCCCGGCCGCCUCUCCAGUGCUCUCCUUCCUCCUUGGCGGCAAAAGGAUACCGACCUCUUCCUCCCCCAUCCCUCGCCUCACCCUCCGCCUCGGCCUCCCGGGCCCCGAGUGCCCCGACCGCGACUGCUCUGAGGACGUCGCCGCUGCUCUCUCCCUCGGCCCCCUACCGCCCCCCCCCCCCCCGCCAAGACUACCGCCACCUCCAAGCGCGCCUACCCCGGCUCCUCCGCCCACGGUGCCGGCUCGGCGUUUGCGGGCGCCGCCACCAGGACCGGCGAGUACAAGGCGUCCCCCCGCAGCGCCGCCGCGCAAAGGUAAUUGCUGGCAGGUACCUCCGUCGGCGCGCCGGAUCCAUAUCCCAUCGGCCUCCGCUGCAGCCCUCCUUCCCCAGCUCGCACACGUCUCCCUCACUGCGGGCGAGCACAUGCGAGGUAAUGCCCCCGACAACAAGCUGCUCGAGGAGCUGAGGAAGGUGCACAACUUCUUCCUCCGCUCUCCCUUCCGUGGCGCCCUCAAGGUCAACAACGAGCUGCUCGAGAUGUACGCCAAGUGCGCCGCUAUGCCCCAUGCCCGCAGGACGUUCGACAAUAGGCCUGAACGGAACAUGGACUCAUGGCAUAUCAUGAUCGACGGCUACUCCGUGAACGGGCUUGGAGACGAGGCGUUGCGGCUGUUCAAGCUGAUGAAGGAGUGCAUGGCGCCGACCAGCCACACUUUCGUGCUCGUGCUCAAUGCUUGUGCCUCCCCAAGGUUGUCUCAGCCCUUGCUGUUGACCAUGCAGGAUCCAGAGUUCUCUCUGGUAGCUAUGACUAUACAGUGCGUAUGUAUGAUUUCCAAGGUCAUCAAACCUAAGCUAGCAAGACCAAAGCGAAUUGUGGGUGCCAUAGGAGAUGGUUCAAUACAGGUUUGAUGACACAAAUCCAGAAGCUGAAAGAAAAGAAUACAUAGACCACAUUCAGGAAAUUGUCCAUUGGAUGAGAUGGGAGCCGUACAAAGUAACAUACACGCGUGACUAUUUCCAAGCUUUGUAUGAGCAUGCUGUUCAGUUAAUACGGAAAGGGCUAGCCUAUGUAGAUCACCAGAAGACAUCAAGGAGUACAGGGAAAACAAGAUGAAUAGUCCACGGAGGCAUAGGCCAAUUGAAGAGUCAUUGGCAGCACUCCGUUGACAAGGAGUAUCAUCAUCUGCAAUAAAUUCUUUUAUUCGUGGAAUUGAGAUAAUAGCUUAAUUCGCGUUGACCGUCUACAAUAUCAAUCAGAUAAGAGCUUAACAAAACAGCUCCUCGAACCAUGGUUGUUUUGCGUCCUCUAAAGAUUUGGUGUUUAGUUUCUGUUUUAAAUCACUUUCAUCUUUUUGCAGCGCAUUAUCAUUCAUUGCACUACUUUUGCUAACUAACUCAUUGCACUAUUUAGACCAAUCAUAUUCCUACCUUAGCGACGGGCCAUACGGUGCGCCAAUGGCGCGCUAUUUUCUAGUUCUUAUCUAGUGAUCUGUAUUGCAAGUUGCAAUAUUAACUUGUGUUAGAGUAGCAAUUUUUCCACAAGUUGAUGCUUGUUCAUAUGAAUUUUUUUAUACGGUUGUUCAUAUGUACAGAACAUAUACUUGUUCAGUACUUGUGUUAGAUAGAAAUUUUUUGAUAAGGUGAUGCUUGUUCAUAUGAAUUUUUUUUCAUGUGUCAUGCCAUUAGCUGUAAUUAUUUGAGCAAUCAGACAACAUGACUGAAUGAUAUUGCUCAUCUUUUUUUUUAAACAUAAUAAAGUCAUGGUAGACCGUGAGUGGAUGUAUGCUGGUUGGUCUCGUGGGCAGGCUCCGUUUAAUGAUUGGAUUGAAAACACCAACCAAUUCUUAGAUCGUGUAUUCUCUAUGCCUAAUCUGGUUGUAGGUGGAACCAUUAGGUGUUCAUGCAGUAUGUGCUGGAACUUUGUUAUGCGUAAAAGGUUUACGAUAGAGAUAUACUUUUGUAAAUUUGGGUUUAAGGAUGACUAUGCAACAUUGACAGUACAUGGCGAGAGACUUGUUGAUAGUCAUUUUGAAGGUGGACAUGAUGAAGGAUUUGGAGAAACUAACCGCAUGGAUGAUAUGUUGGUUGAACUUAGCGGCAACCAUUCACCGCCAAUCGAUGAGGAGCCAACAGAGUGCUCGAGCCUUUUAUAGGAUGGUUGCUAGUGCUGAUCAAUCGGUCCAUGAGAACAUAACACACUCAUCUCUGUCUGCUGUAGCACGCUUGCUCGCUUUGAAAUCACAAUACAACAUGUCAAUUGCACACU